ACAGCGCGGGAGCCGACUCGAGGGAGAGUCGCGUCGCCGGGAUUUCCCUUUAGGCUCUCCUUACACGACCUCUCUUCUCGACGUGUCGUCUCGCGACGCGUCGCGGACGCGCUUUGACGAUCUCCACGUUGCCCGGUCGCAAGAAGACCAAGUUUGAUCUCGCGGAGGGCGCACGCCCCAACGACGCGACCCCGGUCCCGGCCUGGUCCCGGCCACACAGCUAAGUCCUCUCCGGAGUCAUGAGCGAGCCUUCGUGCGGAGAAGGUCGUCUCCUGUGUCUGUGAGACUACGUCAUCCUGGUGUCACCCGUGUCUCUCCUCUGCUGUGUCCCGAGGCUGAUUAAUCGCGCACGACAUCGUUCGCCAGUUCGUUUAGCUAUUAGCUCGUUUCCAGGUCGUCCUCCGCCACCACCGCCACCACUACUCGUCACCGUCUCUCACCUCUCGCACGCGUCCACGCGGGAAGCGAGGCGUUAAAUGUCGAGGUGAUCGACAGGGUGUCAUGGUUCCGGUGAAUGGAAAUAUCCGCUGCUCACAGGUAGCCUCAUCUUGCGCACGGAUACGCCUCCGCGUAACCUUUCCACGCCCAAGCUGCCGCCGCGACGAUUCACCGUCGAUGGAGGAUCGGCGAGCCUGUUGAACUCGGACAGGUGGGAACAUGCCCGGACGAUCGCCGGCGAGGGCGUACGAGCGGCCCAUAGACCUCACGGGCCGCAAGUUCGCCGCUACUUGAAUGCCACCGCCGUGGGAGAUCGAACAUCUGUCGGAGUCUGUUCCUCUCCUCGUUACAAGAACAAAUGACCAGGGCACGGGAUGGGCGAGUCCUGGCUCUCGGUCCUAUUCGCUGCCACGGUGACCACGAUGACGAUGACGGCCUGUGUCACACUGACAAGAGCGGCCGAUCCAUCCUCGACGGCGCCCCUCACCACUACUGCUCGUGACGACUCACCGAUCGACUCUAAACGGGCGAUCAUCGAGGAGGCGCUGGACGUGAUCGAGGCGGCGUCCACCGGUUCUCUGGGCGAGGUGUGCGUGAACACGGCAGGUUUCAAGUCUCUACCGGCCGGUGUCGACCUGGACCCAAGACGUUAUGACACGGCGCGUCAGAAAGCCGAUAUGACCGCCAUGGUGUUGCAAAAUCUCGGCGCCGCUGAAGCGACGCGACGUAACGCCCUCCUGGAUGCCCUGACGAAGUCGCUGCUCGUGUCGGUGGACGACGCGGUAGAGGCAAGGGUGAUCGCGCUCAACGCAUCGACUGGCACCGUCAUUACCGCGGUGUGGCUGAAGCGCAGCCCGGGAAGCGUCGGCGAGCCCAUCAAGGUCGAGAGUCACGCGCUCCAGCCCGGAUCACAGCCGGAUCCAAGCCUGCCGUGGUUCGAGAACGCCGGCGGCAGCAUUGAGCUAAGGUCACCGAAAUUCAUGCAGUCACCGCCGAUUGAAUCCUACAGGGGUUGGUGGACCAUCCCGUACUUCUCCUGCAAGACCCGCCGCUGGCUCAUUUCGUACAGCGUCAACGUUAAGUCACCGGACAUUCGACCCGGGGUGCGAGAAUUCAUAAGCAUGGAUGUCGACAUAAGCGGCUUGGAAGUGAACCAAUGUGACGCGCCGCUGCCACGAAACAGCAAUGACGGACUCGAGCUUCCUACAAGCAAUCAGAUCGGCUUCUUCAAGGGCACUCACAAGUGCCAUACCGACACCACGCAGUGUGUGUAUCAGGGUCCGGGCAGUCGUGUGAACGAGAACGGCGUGGGUGCUGGUUGGGCGAAAGGCGCUUACGUGUGUAAAUGCCGGCAGGGCUUCUAUAGUAUCAGGCAUCAUCAGGCAGAUUUCGAUGGAUUUCUCGUGGAAGCCGCGUGGAAAGAGAUGAAAGAGAACAAGAGUGACUCGUAUGAGAAGGCGUUCCAAUGUCUGCGCUGUGCGCCGGGAUGUGCGAGAUGCAAAGGUCCUGAGCCCUGUUUAGCGACGUACAACUGGCCCUUUAGGAUCACACUGCUGGCCGUCUCCAUCUUCUGCGUGUUUGGUACAAUUAUACUGGUGGCGUACAUGUACCAAAAUCGCAAGCUGAAGGUAUUCAAGGUCGCAUCCCCGAUCUUCCUGUCAAUCACGCUUCUGGGCUGCGCCUUGAUGUAUCUCGAGAUGGCCGCGAUAUUUCCGGUCCUCGACAUGUACUCGUGCAUCGCCACCAAGUGGACGAGGCAUAUGGGCUUUUGCGUCUCCUACACGGCGCUACUAAUGAAGACCUGGCGGGUUUCGCUUACGUAUCGGGUGAAGAGCGCUCACAAAGUUAAGCUAACAGACAAACAGUUGCUGCAGUGGAUGGUGCCGAUCCUGCUGGUAAUGCUGAUCUAUCUCGGCACGUGGACCUUGAGCGCGCCGCCUUACGCGGAGGUGAUCGCGGAUAAUCACGAUCUUAAGUUCUACCAGUGUUCUUACAACUGGUGGGAUCACAGCUUGGCUAUCGGUGAAAUUCUCUUUCUCGCCUGGGGCAUAAAGGUAUGUUACAACGUGCGAAACGCGGAGAGUCUAUUUAACGAAGCCCGUUUGAUAAGUUACGCCAUUUACAAUAUAGCCGCGGUGAACAUAACCAUGAUAGCCAUUCAUCUCUUCAUAUUCCCCCGUGCCGGGCCGGAUAUCAAGUACGUGCUGGGCUUCCUGCGGACUCAACUCUCCACGUCCGUCACAGUUCUUCUCGUCUUCGGCCCUAAGGUAAUCAGAGUGUUACGAGGCCAAGGAGAUCAAUGGGACAGUCGGGCGAGAGCGCGCGGCGUCACAGCGAGCUUCUCCCUGAACGGGAUCGGCUUAGUGCCAGAGGAGACGACGGACUUGUAUCAAGAAAACGAAGAGCUCAAGGAGGAGAUCCAGAAGUUGGCGGCGCGCAUCGAAUUCAUGAAGAUCGUGCACAUGGAGAUGCACAACAGACACAUCAAACCAAAGAUGGGUGGUUACUUCAGCACGCACGGCCACGGCCACGGGCAUCCGACCGGUCAGAGUCCGAUAGCGAAAAGUUCCACGGCCAGCUUUAUCCUCAAACAGACAGCUGUGGAGCGAGGUGCAACGGCAGCCGCAGCGGCGGCCGUCGAGGACUCGACUUUCCCGUCCGGGAGUCUUCACCGAGCACGCAGGAUAGAGAUGCUGAAGGAGAGAAAAGCGGAGCGUGAAAGGGAGCGCGAGAAGGAGCGAAACAAAGAAAAGGAGCAGAAGGAAAGGUCGCAGCAGGAGAAGCAGCAGGAGAGGCGAUCGAGUGGCGAAAAGGUCUGACUAGUGAUCAAUAGCGAAGAGAUAUGGUUGUGACGAAGACAGUGCGCCGGCAGAAGCCAAAAUACGGGAAAAAUAACGGGGCCGAUGACGCCAUUGACAAUGAGGAGGAGGAAGAGAAGACGGAAGAAGGAGCUGAAGAAAUUCAGAUUGCAUCCUAUGAUGGACAGGAGACUACCCGUAUUCGUGUGACAACUACCGUCGAAUGAAAGCAAUCGCAAUCCACUGUCUUCGCGCCAUUGUGAUAGCGAUAUCCUCGUAAUUAUUAGUCAUACGACAUCAAUCAAAUUGAAAUCAAAAUCUGCGCGUGAGAGGCGACGACGACCACGACUGCGUCGUGUUCCUAUUUAUUUUGUAGCGGCGACGGCAUCGCUUCCGGAGACAGGAAGAUCUCGUUACAAAUUGACUUUAAUGACAUUGUUUCCGAUGUAAAGAGCACUCGAGCGCAGCGGACGUCGCUAACGCAAUGGUUAGCUGUGAAACGAAUUAUUUCUCCAUGCCGGAUGCUUCGCUGAGAGAUUAGACGCGGAAGAAAUACGAGAAAACGAAUAUAUAAAGCUGUCACAAAUGCACAAAGAAUACACAGACAAGUCCGCGAGUUGUCGUCGUCGUCGUUGCUUUGUCGUCGCUUCGACGAUGAUUAUGAUGAUAUUUUCAUUAUCUGACGUGAAAGCGCGACGUUGCUUUUUGUCGCGAACAUUCGAUAGAAAUAUAAGAGAGAACUUGCGAGAACUUGAGUUGCCUUUAUCGAAAUGAUUUCUGCGUCCGCUCACGAUGGCGCACGCGAGCGCGCGCGCUUUUACCAAACCGCACACUACCACGAGAGAUACCAGACUCACACGUACACAUACAUAUAUAUAAGUGUUGGGCAUUAAUCGAUUAAAAUUUUAAUUGAUUAACAUAACCGGCAAAUCAACAAUCAUCAUUCGUUAUAUAUGUAAGCACGAAUAAUUCGAUCAAUUGAUAAAAUUAAUUAUUAAUCAGUACAUAAUUAAUCAAAGUAAUCAAUUAAAACAAUCAUUAAAUAUAAUCACAAUUUGUUCGAUGUAAUCUCAAUUAAUCGAUUAUUGAGAUUAAUCAUCAAUCAUUGAUUAAAAAGGUAAUCAGCCAUAUUAAUAAUUAAUUUAAGUUUUUAAUAAAAAAAUUUAUUUAUUAUUAUUAAUUAUUUUAUUUUCUAAUUUAUUGCUAUUAUAAUUCAAAUUUUUACAAAGAAAUAAUAAAUUAGGAAAUAGUGAUUGUAUUUACAAAACGUAUUUAAAUAUAUUUAACUUUUCCAUACAUAUAAAAAAAUCCAUAAGGUACUUGAACUCAAGUCUUCAGUAAGAAUCUUCCCGUCGUGCCGCUACAAACCACUGGAAUCAGCUUAACAGUCUGAGUAUUUGCAUUGUGCAUACGUUUACGUUAAACUUUAUGACUUUUUCUCGGGGAAAUGGCUUUGCAAGACACUUCAUUACAAAGAUUAUCCAUAAAAAUUUUGUCAAAAUCGGUGAAUCAGAGUACGUGAUGUCCGCUUGUUAGUACAUUGUGCGAUAGAGAAAGUGUUUGAUUCAGCAUAUCUCUGUCCUUCAAUCUUGUCAUCAGUCAUCCCGUAAGAAUAUACAGUCUAUUUUAUAAGUUAUGAUCAAUGCCCAACACUAAUAUAUCCACUCGAUAUUAAGGGAAGAACAGCAGACGAGAAAGCCCUUCUUAAAUGUUAUUACACAAGCGUCAUGUCACGCUCUUGGAUUUAUAAUAGCACCGACUCACAGGCGACCUUAUCACGCCGAAGUGAGACACCCUCAUCUCUCGCAGGAUACUUAAAUACACAUCAAUUUCAAUGUAAAUGUUAAUUUAAGCGGUUAAUAGAAUACGAGUAAGAUAGAGACGCGUGUACUUUUUCCAAUUCGAAUCUCGGACAUCCGACAGGCUUGACCAAAAAAAAAACAGGAAAAGAAACAAGUCGUUAUCGAGCGCUUAGGGGCGUAAUUGCGUUUCCGUGCGUACGUUGAAUUCCGUUGCGUCGUUCUUGACGAGUCACCCCCGACACGAGGACAUGAUCCGUUUUAAAUCCUCUCGUUCGUUUCUCGUCAAUCUUGCGUUAUAUUCUGACUUACAGGUGUACCGUGUGCUCGUUCUCGUUCGUAAAAUCGCAUUGAAAAAAUUGCGAGCCGACCGAGCGACAAACCCUACUCGUGACAGGUUGUAAUAAGUGUUACAUGUGACAAUAAAGUUACGCAACGGGCUGUCAAGAAUGUCGCGCGGCAUUCGCGGUCGCUCGUCGCGAAGCCGCGCGCGUCUGCCCGUAAAAAGAAAAAAAAACAAAUAUAACGAGAGAUUAAUCAAAAAAGAAGCGGAAUAUUGUUUUCUGGCAGGAGAGAAUAGAGGAUACAAAAGAAAAAAA
Messenger RNA from Odontomachus brunneus, 5634 nucleotides. Its product is annotated as probable G-protein coupled receptor CG31760. Gene Ontology annotation, biological process: G protein-coupled receptor signaling pathway. Gene Ontology annotation, cellular component: membrane. The transcript is spliced from 19 exons. NCBI's taxonomy places the organism in Eukaryota, Metazoa, Arthropoda, Insecta, Hymenoptera, Formicidae. The record is from RefSeq and is a predicted model, not a curated record. Gene Ontology annotation, molecular function: G protein-coupled receptor activity. Bases 813 to 3257 code for a protein of 814 amino acids.